This is a messenger RNA of Limanda limanda (common dab), 794 nucleotides long. Its product is annotated as OX-2 membrane glycoprotein-like. The record is from RefSeq and is a predicted model, not a curated record. Gene Ontology annotation, molecular function: cell-cell adhesion mediator activity. The coding region runs from base 6 to 794 and encodes 262 amino acids. The transcript has 4 exons. Lineage: Eukaryota; Metazoa; Chordata; Actinopteri; Pleuronectiformes; Pleuronectidae.
GAGAGAUGAUUCAACCUGCACUCACACGUGUCCUCUUUGUGUUUGGACUCUUCCAGAAAGGUCUAACAUCUGUAAUCCAGUCUGUGGAGACUGUGGAGGAGGCAGUGGGAGAAGAUGCUCUCCUCAGCUGUCAGAUCCUUAAGUCAGAAAAUGUGGAACAUGUCACAUGGCAGAAACAGACGCAGGAUGGGGGGAUCAAUCUCGCCGGCUUCAACGAUAUCUUUGGCUCCCCGGUGAUCUUAGACUUCAUAGGCAAAGUGGAAGUGAAAGAUGGUGGACUGCACAACAGCUCCAUAGUGAUCAAGAAUGUGACGGAGGAAGAGGAUGAAGGCUGCUACCUCUGCCUCUUCUUCACCAACCCUGAUGGAGCGCUCACUGGCAGAACCUGCCUCAAGGUCUAUGAGCUUCAUGAACCCGUUCUACACGUGAGAGAAUCAAAUUCCACUGAUGAGUUCCUGGUUUCCUGCUCCGCCACAGGACGACCUGCUCCAACCGUAACUCUCAACCUCACACAGCAAGACUUCUACCUCUCACAGAACCAAACUCUGGUGAUCAACACAAACGGUACAUUCACUGUCACUGCCACAGCCGUGUUGGCAGGUUUCCAUGACGCCGGCACACGGGUUGGAUGUGCAGCGCAGGUGCUCUCGUGUCGUAAAGAGGCGUUUGUGGAGAUUCCUGACGUGAAACUGACGCCUACUAGUGGUUUGGAUGAGGGAUCUGGAUCUGCUAGCAGAAGCUUCGGUAAGUUGACGUUCACAAGUCUCUCAUUUGACCUGUUGACAGCUCGCUGA